GACAGGCUCGUCAGCAUCGCCACCUUUUUCCUAUUGGACGAGGCUACCUGGAACUCCGCCCCCUUCGUCCUCUUGGCCUCCCACUUGCUCUUGAAGAGCGGGGGCAGGCAGAACGCGAAGCAGAAGGCUUUGGCCACCGCCUGCGAUCAUCCGUCCUGAAAGAUGAUGAUGGGAGUCCCGACAGCCGGAAUGGGAGCCCCUCGCCUGGGCCUCUGGGCGCUCCUGCUCGCUCUGCCGCUUGCCCAGGCGGUGGAAGUGGAUGACAUCUAUGUGCAAGCAGAUUUCUUCCAGGAGAGCUUCCCUUCUGGGAAGGAGUCUGGUGAGUACCAACAUGAGAUGAACGGUGAGGAGAUCUUUCACGUGGAUUCAGAGCAGAAGAAAGACGUCUGGAGGCUGCCUGACUUCAGGACCUUCACAGGCUUUGAUGCGCAGGGAGCCCUCAACGACCUGGCAGUCUUGAAGAACAAUCUGGAGAUCAUGAUCAAGUGCAGCAACCGGACCCAGGCGCAGAACGUCGCUCCUUCAGCGAGAGUGUACCCCAAAGACCCAGUGGAACUGGGGGACCCCAAUGUCCUCAUCUGCUUUGUGGACAAGUUCUCCCCUCCAGUGCUGAACAUCACCUGGCUGAAGAACGAGGAGGUGGUCUCAAAAGACAUUCAGGAAACAGACUUUUACUCCAGCGUGGACAACACGUUCCGCAAGUUCUCCUACCUGGCCUUCGUCCCCGAGGAGGGAGACUUCUACGCCUGCAAAGUGGACCACUGGGGCCUCCAGGAGAGUCUGACACGGGAAUGGUAUCCCAGGCAACCGACUCCCCCUCCCAAGACAACAGACACGGUGGUCUGUGGCCUGGGCUUGGCCUUUGCUGUUCUGGGCAUCGUUGCUGGUCCCGCCCUCUUCUUCAAAGCCAGGAAGAUGAAGGAGGCCAACCACCGGAGGGGUGGCCUAUAACCGAAGGCUCAACAGACCCAGCUCCUCUGCCUGCCAGCAACCUCUGUGCAGCUCCACUAUGCUUUUUCUUAUGACCCUUGCUAGAAUCCUUGCUAGAAUCUGCAGGGAGAACCUGCUCUUGAGUAGGGCUGAGGUCACCUUAACCCUGCCUGCUGAGAGCAGCAACAGUGCUUCAGAUUUCUGUCCGUGCAUCUUCUGCCUUUCA
Messenger RNA from Pogona vitticeps (central bearded dragon), 1156 nucleotides. The record is from RefSeq and is a predicted model, not a curated record. NCBI's taxonomy places the organism in Eukaryota, Metazoa, Chordata, Lepidosauria, Squamata, Agamidae.